Molecule: messenger RNA, 2672 nt
Organism: Papilio polytes (common Mormon)
Lineage: Eukaryota; Metazoa; Arthropoda; Insecta; Lepidoptera; Papilionidae
Gene: RtGEF
Product: rho guanine nucleotide exchange factor 7
Exons: 10
Coding region: 115-1872 (585 amino acids)
Molecular function (GO): guanyl-nucleotide exchange factor activity; protein binding
Source: RefSeq, a predicted model, not a curated record
UUAUCUGUGCAAAAUAGUUAGAUUACAUACUCUUUGAAUAUUUAUUUUUGGAAGACCGUGAGAGAAGCGGAUAUAAUUAUAAUUCUUUUAAAAACAUGGUAUUAGAGUACAAAAAUGAUGUCAACUGAAAAUUGCUUGGUCAAAGCAAUCUAUUCCUUCAAAGGAAAAAACAAUGAUGAACUAUGUUUCAAGAAAGGUGACAUUAUCACUGUUACCCAAAGAGAGGAAGGUGGCUGGUGGGAGGGCACACUUGGUGAAACAACAGGAUGGUUCCCCAGUAAUUAUGUUACUGAACAUAAAGAUCCAUCAGGAUCACUAACAACAUCACCAAUUAGAGCAGCAUCAGAAAUUCAAGCAUUUAGAAAUGUUGUCCUCAAAGAUAUCAUUGAUUCUGAGAAGGCACAUGUUGCUGAGAUGCAAGGCCUUGUUACUAACUUCUUACAACCUUUAGAAAAAAGUGAAAUGCUAACAAAGGAUGAGUUCAAACAGUUGACAGGAAACAUAAAUGAAGUGUUGCAAACUCAUGAACAAUUCUUAGUACUUCUUGAAGAGUGUUCAACAAAAACUGGACCAGACCAACGGGUGGGAGGACUGUUUCUACAAUGGGCUCCUAAGAUCAAGGCAGUUCACCAGACAUAUUGCGCAGGCCAUCCUAAAGCUGUGUGCAUCCUUGAUAAGUAUAAGGAAGGUUUAAACACCUGGAUGGAGAAUGCAGGAGCGGUGUGUCCUGGAGUGCUUGUGUUAACAGCUGGCUUGUCUAAACCUUUCCGCCGCCUUGGGAAGUAUCCAGCCAUGCUGCAAGAGUUGGCAAGGCAUGUUCAUGAAGCACAUCCCGACAGGGGGGAUACACAUAGAGCAUCUGUAGUCUACAAGGAUAUUGCAAGCGGAUGUGCAGCUUUACGUCGUCAAAAGGAGUUAGAGCUUCAAGUAGUGACUGGUGAGGUGCGUGGCUGGCCGGGUGGGGAGCUGACCUCUCUCGGAGAUGUACUACACAUGGGAAGUGUGGCAGUUGGUCCUUCACAUCAGGACAGAUACCUCGUCCUUUUCCCUUCAGCUUUAUUACUACUUUCAGUUAGUAAAAGAGUUUCUGCAUUCGUUUAUGAGGGUUGUCUUCCAUUGACUGGUAUAACGGUCUGUAAACUGGACGAUACGGAUACAAGGAAAAAUGCGUUUGAGAUAAGUGGUCCUAUGAUAGAUACGAUAGUCGCGGUGUGCCAGACGCGCGCCGAGGCCGACAACUGGGUCAGCUUGCUGCAGAAACACUCCAACACCAGCAGCCCCUCGCACGAUCCGGGACAACCGCAGUCCUUACCUCAAAUGGCCAUGAGCGACAGCAGUAACGAGUUGGCGUCGGGUCUCAGCAGUCACAAAAGAUCACAUUCAUUCAACAAUCACCAAAGCUACACACAACACAGUCAACAAACGCAAAAGAGCAAGCACAAGAACCAAUCAGCGCGAUGGCUACUCAACUCUUGCGACUCUCUCGACCAAUCGCCGGCUAAAUCUAACAAAAUUCCCAUUGGAAAGAAGUAUUCUUCUAUCGACUUUAUUGAUACAACGGAGGCUUGUCAUUUAAACAAAGGGUGGAGCAUAACCUGCUUGCGUCCGGCGCCGCCGCUGCGGCCGCAGUCGUUCAGCGCGGGCUCGGAGGAGAACAUCGGGCCGACGCACCCGUACGCGCCGCACCAGCGCAAGUCCAACUCGUACGAGGAGGACGCGCUCAUUCUGAAGGUGAUCGAGGCGUACUGCACCUCGGCGCGCUGCAGGAACGCCGUCAGCUCCGUACCCAAUAUACCCCUGGAGAUAUUCGAGUCGACAAGGAGAAGACAUGCGAAGUCAAGAAACCGUAUUAUCAGUUGGUUAUUAGAGUGAACGAUCUGUAUCUCACUAAAUAUUUAUACAUGUAUAACUAUAUUAAUACAAAGUAGCGCUUCAUAAUAAUGUAUCGUUGUUACAAGUUGUCGUUAGUGUUUGAAUGUUCAAAUUAAUAUAUUUAAAGUGUGUCGUAAUUACAAGUACACUUUGCGUAUUGUGUAUGUUGUGUAUGUGCACAGCGGUACUAACAAGCCGGCCUGCGGCGUGUGCGGUGUCAUGAUGUUUAACCGACGCUAGUGCAUGAUGUGAGCAUGCUUCCUAACUUAUAUACUAUAUACCAUCGAUCUGAUAGAUUUUACUAUAGACAUUUGUGCCAAUGAUAAAAAUAUUUUUAUAUUUUGUUACAGUACAAAGUAGCUAGUCACUGUCGUGGUGUCAAUCGCCACACAUUGUCUUUUAUUUCCAGUUUAUAUAAGUAGAUACUUUAUAGCUACUACGUAGACGAGUUGCGAAUAAUAUAUUAUAUUGAGUAAAGAUAGUCAGUUAAUUUUAAUCUCAGUCAUUACUUCUGUGUUUUUAUUUAUUUGUUUGGUGUCAGUCGAAGCAGAUGAGAUCGGUUGAUGAUUAACCAAACUUUAUUGAAACGUAAUCGCUACUAACAUUUGUUGUCAGUUAAAAUAUUCUUUUUCCAUUUGCGCCACUGUUAAUACUUGUAAAUAAACUUAACUGCCGACUAAAGGAUGCGCCUCGACGUGGUACUUUGAACCUUUCUAUUUUGUUACAUGCGGCUGCCUUUAUAUCGCACCUGCAGUGGACUGCGGCCACUUUUCUCUCGGUAAAGUACAGUAUCACGCACU